Messenger RNA from Zea mays, 1757 nucleotides. The record is from RefSeq and is a predicted model, not a curated record. Lineage: Eukaryota; Viridiplantae; Streptophyta; Magnoliopsida; Poales; Poaceae.
CACGGGCGUCGAGAUAUUUUUGGGAGCUGAUAUCACCGCGACGCCGCGCACGGAGCCCGGAGCAAGGCGUGGUGGGACCGGUUAUUGGUAGCGUAUAGCAGCCCCACGCGCGGACAAAAAAGGAAGUCGGCGAGGGGAGCUGGACUCGGUGCCGACUUUGGCUGGGAGGCUGACCUCAGGGCCCAAGUGACCGACGGUCCUCCCCUCCCCUCUCCUUGGGGGGUCGGUCGUCCUCGUCCCUUGGGCUGCGCUGAGAGCCUGGACUCCUCCUAUAUAAAGUCAAGCGGACGUCAAAGAUCAGUCGUCCGCCUCUCAUCCCUCCCGUUGCGGCCGACCAUCACCAACGGAAGUCGGCAGAGUGAGCCAAGGCCCUGUGUGUGUGUGUGUCUGCCACAUUACCUACCCAGAUCGAAAUGGCGCGGUGCCCAGCUGCUCAUGCCGCUCUCUGCUCCCUUGCUCUGCUCCUCCUGCUUCCAGCUGCGCGGGCGGCGACGUUCACCAUGACCAACAACUGCGGCUACACGGUGUGGCCGGGGCUGCUGUCGGGCGCCGGCACGGCGCCGCUGCCCACGACGGGGUUCGCGCUGGCGCACGGCGCGUCGGCGGCGGUGGACGCGCCCGCGGGCUGGUCGGGCCGCGUGUGGGCGCGCACGCUCUGCGCCGCGGACGCCGCCACCGGCAGGUUCUCCUGCGCCACGGGCGACUGCGGCUCGGGAGCCGUCCAGUGCAACGGCGGCGGCGCCGCCCCGCCCGCCACGCUGGCGGAGUUCACGCUCGGCGGAUCCGGCGGCCUGGACUUCUUCGACGUCAGCCUUGUGGACGGCUACAACGUCCCGAUGCUCAUCGUCCCCGCGCAGGGCGCGGGCGGUGGUGGCAGCAGCAGCAGCAGCAACGGGUCCGCGGGCGGCUCGAGCAAGUGCAUGGCCACCGGCUGCCUCGUGGAUCUCAACGGCGCGUGCCCAGCUGAUCUGAGGGUAAUGGCUGCGUCGGCGUCGGCGUCCGCGUCCGGCGCCGGAGGGGCUGUGGCGUGCCGCAGCGCGUGCGAGGCGUUCGGGUCGCCGCAGUACUGCUGCAGUGGCGCCUACGGAAACCCCAACACGUGCCGCCCGUCAACCUACUCGCAGUUCUUCAAGAACGCUUGCCCGCGCGCCUACAGCUACGCCUACGACGACUCUACCUCCACCUUCACGUGCGCCACCGGCAUCAGCUACGCCAUCACAUUCUGCCCGAGCACCACCAGCGGCAAGUACUCCGGCGAGAACCCGCAGGCCGCGGGCGUGCAGCCCACGAACGGCUCGAUGGUCUACCUCGGCGGCGAGCAACUCGCCACCUCGGUCGCCGCCGCGGCCCGUGCGUCACAGCUCCUCCUAGCCGCCGCCGCCCUCGCCGCCGUCGCGCUGCUCUGAGCUUCGUUCCCGACGUGGCCGUGUGAAGUCGGCGGCUCGAGUCUUUGUCCUCUUUCCGGCGUGACGGGGCCAGCGAUAAAAGAUUCGACAACCAGCAGAGAGGCUCAGACGAGACGAGUGACGACGGUGCUGCUACGACUAACCGAGAGAAAAAAAACAAUGAAAUAUAGGUAGCUUAUGGCGUAGGGUUUAGGAUAACUGGUAGCAUGAGUUUUAACCUUUGCAUUCUUCUCCACGCUUCCUCGAUUUGUUGAGCCAGCCGAAAGAUGUAUUCUAUAUUUCUAUCCAUCGUUGUUCGCCGUGAUGCUAUAGAUUACAGCAAUGAUGAUUAUUUACUCUUUACCAGUUGAA